Messenger RNA from Paecilomyces variotii, 2959 nucleotides. Its product is annotated as meiosis specific protein. The transcript has 12 exons. Gene Ontology annotation, biological process: synaptonemal complex assembly; meiotic recombination checkpoint signaling. Bases 297 to 2555 code for a protein of 752 amino acids. NCBI's taxonomy places the organism in Eukaryota, Fungi, Ascomycota, Eurotiomycetes, Eurotiales, Thermoascaceae. Gene Ontology annotation, cellular component: nucleus. The record is from RefSeq and is a predicted model, not a curated record.
ACUUCCCCAGGAGAAGGGAAAGGACUCUCCCACCACUUCCCAUCACUUCCCACCCUUCCUGAACCUGCAAAAACACGCAGACGAAAUUCAAAUUUAUCCAUAAGAUCUCCCCAAGGCUCGUUUUAUCAUCUACAUUUCCACCCAUCGCUCCUGAGAGCGCUACCGGUCAAUUCAGUCACUUGACAAAGAAAGCAGCCGUCUCCUUCAAUUCCAUUCAGGACCGCGCCCGAGAUCUUUCCUCCAAGGACGUUUUGAGUAACAGUACUUAGGCGAUUUUUGAUAGGAAGCAGUACGGAAUGGUUCGCAUCAAGUAUGUUGAGCCUCGCAAGGCUCAGAUGCAGGCUGCUACUCCGCGUAUCCUGGGCGCCAACCCCCCGAAGUCGGCACAAAAAGAGCAACAGGAUCGAAAACAAAUCAUCGAGAGGCCAUUGGUUUCAAGACAGUCACAGGCUGUUAGACAGCAACAGAGCCAGGAAAUGGUGCAGAUUAUGUUACAUGUAUCGUUCGGAACAUUGUUUUAUCUCCGUGAAUUCUUGCCACUUCAAUGUUUCGAGGACAGAGACUUACGGCUGGCCCAUAAAGAGAAUAGUCUGUCAUACCGCCAAUUUGUCAACGGAAAAGCGUCGCUGGCGGAAUACAACGAGCAGAAAAGACGAGACUUCGGACAGGGAAAGCGUGGUCAACCGCUGAAGAUUCUUGUCCGCAAUCGCGACGCAAAAGCUGAUGAACUUCUUGACCUCCUAGAGGGAGGCAUAUUCGACGCGCUUGAGAAAAAUUUCCUGGAAGCCAUCCAACUGACAGUGAUUGUCGACGAGGCUUACCCGGAAAACGUGCUCGAGAGUUACACGUUCACCUUCAAGUAUACCGGCGCCAACGGAGCUGUGGAUAGACGUUUAGCAAGCGUCUCUCUGGCGUCAACUGACUGUGUAGCUGAUAUGAAGACUACUCAGGCUGCUAGAUUGGGCCUGGAGAUGAUUAUACGUCGCCUGAUUACUCUCAGUACUUUCCUUCCGGUUCUUCCCAACAAGCGGAGCCUGGGAAUCCACCUCUUUUACACCGAAGAUUGCCCCAGAGACUAUGAGCCUUCCGGGUUCACUACCGCAGCCGAUGAAAGAAUUUGCUUCCCGUGUAACGAGGAUUGGCAGAAGCAAACUCAGUCUUGCGGUGCUAUGGACAGUGGCCAUCAUACCGUCGGACUCAAAGUCACUUCAUUGAAAUGGAUGGGCCCGGAGCAGGACGGCUCGGAGAACGUCGCUCAAGUUCCUUCGGAUCUCCAAUAUACGGAUAGUAUAUCACGUACAGAGGAGAUUGGGAUUUCCCCUAACGAUGCAAUGCAAAUUGUAACAGAAAAAAACAGCUCCCAGGAAUCAACCCAAGCACGCCAUGACGCAGAAGAGAAACAGAGACUGCAGAAGAUGAUGCCGAUGGCCUCGUCCACUCCUGAUGGUGAACUGGUUCCUACCCAGCAGCUAAAUUAUGCUAGCAACUUCAGUCUGUGGGAUGACGACUCGCCUAACGUGCAUGAGCACCUUCAGCUUUCAGAGACGAAAGCAUCUCAAAUCCGGCAGCGCAUAAGUUCAUUGACACCUGAUAACCGUACAAGCAACACAGCUAAGGUGAUAAGAUGCCAGUGCAGCUGGAACGGAGAAGAACCAGACAUGAUCAAGUGUUCGUUCUGCCAUACUUAUCAACACGCUCUCUGUUAUGGUUUCGCAAACCCCACGGACUCCCGACUUCCGGAAAUUCAUGCUUGUUAUAGAUGCCUCCUAGAGCCUAGUGAACCAUCCUUGCUUCGGGAGCUGAAUACGCUUGUUCUCCUCAGGAGAGCAUUGAAGAUCAUUAUGGAAGAUGGCUACCCUCAUAGGAUAUCAGCUUUCUCACAGAAACUCCACUGCAAUGGACAGACUGUGGUCCAGGUGGAAAACUUUCUAAGAAAGCAGGGGUUCAUCCGGCCUACUCCAGGAAAUAAAAGCAAAGGAUUCCUGACAACGGGUCUACCAAAGUACACAAUCCCACAGUCACCGGAGAGCAAACAAAGGAUGCGCAGGGAAAUAUUCAACCCAGUGGCAAAGAUUGAACAUUAUUAUAUCUGCAAUCCCACGAAGAAUACUGUUUCUACAAAAGACUCGGCACUUUCAUUCCAACGUUCUCACAAAGCAGAUGAACUCCAAUCCCGGUCGCUUCCUCCUCAUCUCCAAGAUAAUGGAAGCAAAGAGUACCAGAGCUCUGAUGAUGAAUUGACAGACAUGGUUGAUAGGAGUCAGAGUCCAAAGAGGAAACUGUCGGCGAGAGACGCCAGUGAUCUCUGCGACCAGUAUUCCAGCAGCCAAAUGUCUGUACCGGCCUCAAUGCCAACUCAGGCCAACGUAGACGGCAACACAAUGAGAAAACAAGACCUGGAGACAUUUUCCACUCUCGGCGCUCUAAAGAGACGUUCAAUUGACAGCUCCGCGGUAGAAGCAAACAUCGACCGGCCAGAGAAAAGGCGCAAAAUGAGUGCUGCGGCGAAGCACGUCGACGUUGGAGUGAUAUCUACAGACGAAGACAGUUCCUAAGCCAUGCCUCGAUGAAAUACUAGUAGUUCACUCCAUACCAUGAUCUAACAGCAAACUGGUUCUGUCAUCAGUUAUCGCAGUGAGCCUCCUAUCUGGCCCCUCUCCAUGAAGACUCCAAAAAUCUGCAAUUUAUUCAAGCAAUGACUGAAGUGUGGAAAGGAUAUGGUACCACAAUUAUUUGUAAUAAGCAACAUAUUUAGUUAAACCACGAUCCGAUUAUCCUGACUUCUUCCUGUAAUUGCUCGACGUAGUGGCCAGAGCUCCAUCUUAUACUCUUGGUAUACUAUUGUGCAGAUCUUCUCCACUUGGGGCAAAACUAAGCUGAACCUGUCAUUGUGACGCUCAAGCUGCCUCACAGACUAUUGUUUUUUAAUCAUUUUCUUUGCAGCCACAGGCGCUUAAGU